UAUUUAUUACUCAUGGAGAAUUUGCCUAACGUUACGGUUAGCACAAUUGAUCCUGAAAUUGUGGCAGCCAGCGAAACAGCUGUACUUGUUUCCGUACCUAAUAUCCCUUCAAAUCAUAAGGGAUCAUUUACGAUUCACCGAGAUAAUGGUGCAAAAUACAGUCCAGAAGAGUGGGAGCUUCGUAACAGGAAUGGAAUUCUCAGCAAUGCUUUACGUGAAAAUCGACAGCGUAGACAUUCCUUUACGAAUGCUUCAACUAAAGGAAAAGAAACAAUGGAAGGAAGCAGAAUAAUUGAUGGUCAACGGAGAAGAAUCACAAUAGUAGAUAGUUCAGACGAGGAGUAUCGCUAUGGAAUUCUAGGAAAAUCGUUAGAACGAAUACGUCUGAAAUCAAAAAAUAAAACGAAUAGUGAAGACGAGGAAAUAAAAAUUGGUGAUUUUAAAAUCGGUAUUUUUAGUGGGAGUGAUGAUAACCUUGAAGCUAUUGGCUUGUCAAAUAAGCGAGAAAGCUAUGGUUUUGAAGACGAUGUAGUUUUCGGACAACGAAAACAAAAUUUUAAUGAAGAGGAAAUGAGAGAAAUCGCUGAGCUAGAAUCCUUGCAAAUUCAUGGCGGGGACAAUAGCACAGGUCUUCUGCUUGCAGCAAAGAAGGGUGAAUGGGAGACUGUUAAAAAUUUACUUUUAAGCGGAGAAAUUUUCGACCUAACAUUGGCUGACGCAGAAGGUUAUACGGCUCUUCUAUUAGCGAUUAAAUCCCGAGAGAUGGACGUUUUAAAAAUGCUUGUUGAGCAGGGAGCUGACAUUUAUGUUACUACAAAGGCAGGCCGGUUGCCGAUUCAUUUUGCAUCUGAGAGACGCUCAGCCAGUGCAGUUGCUAUCCUGAAAACGUUGAUCAAUGUAAAUCCUGGCUGCAGAACUGCAUCGGACAAAAACGGUAAUCUUCCUCUACAUUUUGCUAUUCGUGCUGGAAAUAUGGCAGCCGUGAACUUUUUGUUGCAAAAAGAACCGAAAAAACAGAUUAGUGCGAAAGACAUGGACGGCAACACUCCACUACAUCUAGCAGUAGCUAUGCUCGGUGAUGAAAAAAUGCUUAAAACGAUGUGGAAAUUAAACGGAAAUGCAAACAUAGCAGACAAUGAGGAAAAGACUCCAUUGCAUGUUGCUGCUGAAAAAGGUUACACUCAAAUUGUUGAAACUCUCAUCGACAAAUUUGGUUCAUCAAUUAGAGCUAGAACAUGUGAUGGCAGUACUCUCUUGCAUAUUGCUUCUGCAGCAGAACGUGGGGUACCUUUGUAUAUGCCCAAUAAGAAUGGAGCGCUUGGGCUACAUGCAGCAGCGGCUGCUGGGUACAAUGAUGUUAUGCUGUUAGCGAGGGGUACUCGAGUGGAUAUUGCUACUAGGGAUAAUUAUACCGCAUUGACUAUAGCCGUUCAAUCCGGACAAGCAGCGGUUGUAGAAACGCUUCUUGGAUUCGGAGCCGAUGUACAUAUUGAAGGAGGACAGAUUGGCGAGACAGCUUUACAUGUAGCUGCUGGCUUGCCGAGUGGAAAUAUUGAGUGUGCACAAAUGUUGUUAUUUAGCGGUGCGCAGCCGAACGUACGUCGAUCUGACGGGAUGACCCCGUUACAUAUAUCCGCGCGUACAGGUAACAAAGAAAUGGUUCGUUUGCUGCUGGCAGAGGGCGCUGAUCCUAAAUUGAAAUCGAAGAUAGGUGAAACACCUCUACAUUUGGCCUCAAAACAAUGUCACCUUCCCGUAGUAUUAUUAUUAUUAGAGAAGAUUGGCAAAGAUAGUCAUGAGAUUCGAGAAUAUGACGGACAGAGCAGUGUCCAUUAUGCUAGCCAGAUUAUGCCAGAUCAGAAUCAUUUUAUUGAAGAAGAUACUAAAAUUGUUUCAACACUUGUGGACUCAGGCGGGGAUUGUGAAAAACAAACACUUAAUGUGAGUAGACCCCAAAUCACUAACUCCGUUUUAUUAGAAUCUGGAGACACCUAUGCAUAUGUGCGCUCGCUCAGGGAAUGA
Meloidogyne enterolobii is the source of this 2022-nucleotide messenger RNA. The record is from the annotation of a GenBank genome assembly. NCBI's taxonomy places the organism in Eukaryota, Metazoa, Nematoda, Chromadorea, Rhabditida, Meloidogynidae.